Messenger RNA from Malania oleifera, 2288 nucleotides. RefSeq names its product calcium-dependent protein kinase 1-like. The record is from RefSeq and is a predicted model, not a curated record. Bases 81 to 1700 code for a protein of 539 amino acids. Gene Ontology annotation, cellular component: cytoplasm; nucleus. The transcript is spliced from 8 exons. NCBI's taxonomy places the organism in Eukaryota, Viridiplantae, Streptophyta, Magnoliopsida, Santalales, Ximeniaceae. Gene Ontology annotation, molecular function: calcium ion binding; calcium/calmodulin-dependent protein kinase activity; calmodulin binding. Gene Ontology annotation, biological process: intracellular signal transduction; protein autophosphorylation; peptidyl-serine phosphorylation.
AUCUCGAACCCGUAUUUAACACCCCAAUCGCUGACUUGACCCAUCGACUAGAACUCUCGGUCUCGUCACCGUCGCUGCCUAUGGGUAACUGCAACGGUGCGCCCACCGCUCACAGCCGCCUCCGGCCGGACUCCUCCACUGCCAACGCCGCCGCCGCAGGCGCGGAACCCUCCUCCAACAGCAGCCUCAAGGUGAGGCCUAGCGAACCCUCGCCGUCGCCGUCACCGUCGCGGCCGCCGUCACCGUCGCGGCCGCCGCCGCAGUCGGCGGCAGCGGUGCCCCGGCCUCUCCCGGGCGUGGGCCGCGUCCUCGGCCGGCCGAUGGAAGACGUGCGGUUGACUUACAUUUUCGGGCGCGAGCUCGGCCGUGGCCAGUUUGGCGUGACCUAUCUGGUGACUCACAGAGAGAGCAAGGAACAGUUCGCGUGUAAGUCCAUCGCCACUCGCAAGCUUGUGAACAAAGGCGACAUCGACGACGUCAGGCGCGAGGUGCAGAUCAUGCACCACCUCACCGGCCACCGCAACAUUGUCGAGCUCAAAGGCGCUUUCGAGGAUCCCCACUCGGUGAACCUCGUGAUGGAGCUCUGCGCUGGCGGCGAGCUCUUCGAUCGGAUCAUUGCCAAAGGACACUACUCCGAGCGAGCGGCGGCAGAGAUGUGCCGUCAAAUUGUCACCGUUGUUCACAACUGCCACUCUAUGGGAGUGAUGCAUAGGGAUUUGAAACCUGAGAAUUUCUUGCUCUUGAGUCCCGAUGAGAAUUCGCCGUUGAAGGCCACUGAUUUUGGUCUUUCUGUGUUCUUCAAGCCAGGAGAUGUAUUUAAAGACCUUGUUGGAAGUGCUUAUUAUGUUGCUCCUGAAGUGUUGCGUCGAAACUAUGGGGCUGAGGCUGAUAUUUGGAGUGCUGGGGUGAUACUGUACAUUCUACUUAGUGGGGUCCCACCAUUCUGGGGAGAGAAUGAACAGGGUAUCUUUGAUGCUAUUCUACGUGGACACCUUGAUUUCUCUUCCGAUCCUUGGCCUUCCAUAUCCAGUAGUGCCAAAGAAAUUGUAAAGAAGAUGCUUUGUUCUGAUCCUAAAGAACGACUCUCUGCACUUGAAGUCCUAAAUCAUCCAUGGGUGAGAGAAGAUGGAGAUGCUUCUGAUAAGCCCCUUGACAUUGCUGUCUUAACAAGAAUGAAGCAAUUCAGGGCAAUGAACAAACUCAAAAAAGUAGCUCUAAAGGUAAUUGCAGAAAAUCUAUCCGAAGAAGAAAUCAUAGGCUUGAAGGAGAUGUUCAAAUCCAUGGACACAGAUAAUAGUGGAACAAUCACUUAUGAAGAGUUGAAAGCUGGUCUCCCAAAACUGGGUACCAAGCUUUCCGAAUCAGAGGUGAAGCAGCUAAUGGAAGCGGCUGAUGUGGAUGGAAAUGGAACAAUUGACUACAUUGAGUUUAUAACAGCUACAAUGCACAUGAAUAGGGUGGAAAGAGAGGACCACUUAUACACUGCCUUCAGAUAUUUUGACAAGGAUAAAAGCGGGUAUAUAACAAAGGAAGAAUUGGAGCAUGCCUUGAAGAAGUAUAAUAUGGCCGAUGAGAAAACAAUAAAGGAGAUCAUUGCAGAAGUUGACAUAGACAAUGAUGGGAGAAUAAACUACGAUGAGUUUGCAACUAUGAUGAGGAAAGGCAAUCCUGACUUGGUUACGAAAAGACGCCUCAAAUAAGCUUCUAGCACUCCUGGACAAGCUUAAGGCUCAAAUGGGUUGUGGGAUUCAAGCUUCUGUUGCAACUGAGAUCAUGUGUAUAAUCUAUAGUGUAUAAUCUCCAUUGAGCUAGCUAGUACAGCGGGACAACUCUUGCUCGGUGGAAUUUAUUGUGGUCUGCGUAUACCUGCAGUUCGUGACAAGGAAUGACCAAGUUUGCCAUCAGGUUCCCAGAUAAAUUUAGUUUGGGUUUUGCUUGAGAAGAUUCUUUUUAUUUGUUAGAUGCUGUAACGUAUCAAUGUGUGCAAAUUCCAGGGCCGCACCUGUUCCUAUAUUAAGCCACUUAGUAUAUAUAUGAAGUGUCCCCCUGAUAAGCAGUGUCAAGAAACCAAAGGACAAAUAAAAAAGUUGCAGAGGAAAAAACCAAGAGCUUGUGAUUUGGAGCUUUCUCAUUCAUUUUACUUGCAAUUUUGUGUGCUAUAUCCCCCAACUCUAUGCAAUGUGGAUGCAUUUUAUUGUAAUGAUUAAGCCCUUUUUAAGGUACUGUUUGGGAGCAUAAUUGUGUAGAUCUGGAAGAAAUUUAAUAUAAUUUUAUAUUAUUUAGAUUCA